Molecule: messenger RNA, 1545 nt
Organism: Fusarium fujikuroi IMI 58289
Lineage: Eukaryota; Fungi; Ascomycota; Sordariomycetes; Hypocreales; Nectriaceae
Product: related to D-arabinono-1,4-lactone oxidase
Exons: 1
Coding region: 1-1545 (514 amino acids)
Cellular component (GO): membrane; mitochondrion
Molecular function (GO): D-arabinono-1,4-lactone oxidase activity; FAD binding
Source: RefSeq, a predicted model, not a curated record
AUGGACCCUCUCGUGGCCGCAGAACUGGAAAACUUCGACGAUAGUGUGGCAUUUCGUGCCCGGCCACAACACGUCCACUACACCUGGGCGCGCACAUUUUCGUCCCUCCCAGAGCUUUUUAUCCAACCCGAGUCUCUGCCUGAAGUUGAAAAAGUUGUGAACCUGGCACGAAGAUGCCGUCGGCGUCUAGUGACGACUGGCUGUGGCCAUUCACCAUCCAAUAUCACUUGUACUUCCAGCUGGCUCGUCAACCUGGACAACUUCAACAAGGUCCUUUCAGUGAACAAAGAUACAGGUGUUGUUACCAUGGAGGGUGGAAUCAGGCUUUACGCCCUCUGCGAAGAGCUCGAGAAGCAUGGACUCACGAUGCCAAAUCUUGGAAGCAUCAAUGAGCAGUCUAUCAGUGGCGCUAUCUCAACAGGUACCCACGGAAGCAGUCUACGCCAUGGACUGAUGUCCGAAGACAUCCUUUCCCUGAAGGUGACAAUGGCAGAUGGAACCACAGUGUACUGCUCCAAAGACAUCAAGACGGACCUUUUCAGAGCUGCCAUUCUUUCUCUCGGUGCUAUUGGUAUCAUUACUGAAGUUUCCUUCCAGGCAGUUCCAGCCUUUACUUUGAAGUGGGAACAGAGCAUUGACACAGACUACAAGAUGUUUGAGUCUUGGAAUCGAAACCUAUGGACACAGAGUGAAUUUGUCAGGGUCUGGUGGUUCCCAUAUACAAGACGUGCAGUGGUGUGGCAGGCAGAGCAAACUGACGAGGAAUACCGUGACCCCCCUCAGAGUGGAUAUGAUGGCUCAAUCGGCUACUAUGUCUACCACAAUCUUCUCUAUCUUGCCCAACACGUUCCGCGAAUCCUGCCAUGGGUUGAGUGGUUUGUCUUCGGUAUGCAGUAUGGCUUUCGGAAUGGAACCACUUCUUCAGCUGUUCAACCAAGCCGCAAAGCACUGCUCAUGAACUGCCUAUAUUCCCAGUUUGUUAAUGAGUGGGCUAUCCCUCUUCAUAAGGGCCCCGAGGCCCUCCGGAGACUGAGCUCUUGGCUCAACCACUUGACUCCUGCUGACCCUGAUUACGUUCCUCACAACAUCCCCUUCUCUGCUGACGGUCUUUACGUCCACGCACCCGUCGAGGUGCGCGUGAGCGACACCACUCUGACCUCGAACGUACGGCCAUACCUUGAUAUUACUGUUGAAAACGGACCUACGCUGUACCUCAAUGCGACACUAUACCGCCCCUACCUAAUGGAUCCUCCUUGCCACGAACGAUACUACGAGGCUUUUGAGUGGCUGAUGAAAGACCUUGGAGGUCGUCCGCACUGGGCAAAGAAUUUUAGAACCACCCGGCCCGAGAUUGAAGCGUUCUAUGGCAAGCAACUUGAAUCGUUCCGGUCCAUACGCAAUGAUGCCGACCCUCAGGGCAUGUUUGUCGGGCCAUGGCAUCGAGAAACAAUCAUGGAGAAUGGCGAAGGUCUUGAGUUGGAAGAGGUUGAGAUCCGAAGAGAGAAGAACCGCACAGGAGGUGUCACAACGUUUGGAAUCAUUUGA